Anthostomella pinea is the source of this 744-nucleotide messenger RNA. Lineage: Eukaryota; Fungi; Ascomycota; Sordariomycetes; Xylariales; Xylariaceae. The record is from the annotation of a GenBank genome assembly.
AUGGAUCGUAUCGAGCAUGCCUACCAGUCCAGCCGUGGGCCGGAAAUUGGAAUCUUCGGUGGAAUGAUCCUUGCUACCAUGUUCGUCGACCAAACGGAAAAGUGGGAGCCACUUGUUCUCUCCCACACUAGCAAAGCAUUUGCUACGGUACACCACUACAUUUAUACGCUUCUCGCUUCGAUAUGCCCGGAGCCUCAUGUUCAAGACCAGGUUUGGAACUUUCUCCUGGACUUACUGGCGCCAACGUAUCGGAGAGCUAUGGAUCAUGCUCGUUUCCUCCUGCGGAUAGAGCGAGGAGGUCGACCUACGACGUUCAACCACUAUUUCAGCUCGGUUCUGCAGGAGAAACGCAGUGGAAGUCUUCGAGAUGCCUUGAAGAAACACAGAAAGGAGUUUCGUGAUGGGAAAGGCACGUACAUCGACUUCGACCACGUUGAAAACUACGCAGAAAACAAAUCCAACACCCAGAAGGUCUGCGAGAAUAUCCUUGAUAUCACCACAAGCUACUACAAGGUUUUCCGCAAGCGCUUCGUGGAUACGAUCUACCAGCAAGUCGUGUUCCACUUCCUCCUAGAGUGCGAUGACAGUCCGCUGAAAAUUCUCACCCCGGAGCUCGUCAUGGGCCUGGAGGCAGAACGACUCGAGGAGAUCGCCGGCGAGCAUGCGGAAGGCAAGCGCCGAAGAGAACUGCUGAACCACCAGAUCAAAAGUCUGGAGGCUGCUGUGAAAGUUCUCAAACGAUAG